This is a messenger RNA of Vicia villosa (hairy vetch), 1806 nucleotides long. RefSeq lists its product as uncharacterized. Bases 1 to 1806 code for a protein of 601 amino acids. Lineage: Eukaryota; Viridiplantae; Streptophyta; Magnoliopsida; Fabales; Fabaceae. The record is from RefSeq and is a predicted model, not a curated record. The transcript has a single exon.
AUGGCUCCACCACUGAAGACUGGCAAGCGCAAUUACUCUUAUUCUUUUGUGAACCCUAAUCUGAAGUCUGUUGAGUGUUUGGCAAAGAAGAUCACACCGGAUGAGUCAACCAAUUUCCGAGAAAAAUAUGGGUACAUUCUGAGCCUCCUCAAGAUGCCAUUUACCAAGGAUGAGCAAGAAGGAGUUCACACUUUGCUUCAGUUCUAUCAUCCUUCCCUCCGUUGUAUCGCAUUCACUGAUUAUCUUUUGGCCCCUACCUUGGAAGAGUAUUCGUCAUUCCUUGGCAUUCCUGUUGGGAAAGAGGUACCUUAUUAUAGCGCCAUGAAGGCCCCUGAUUCCAUUGAGAUUGCUAAGGCUCUUUAUUUGAGCAAGUCAGUCGUGGAGGCAAAUCUCACCAAGAAAGGAGGUUGUCAUGGUUUUCGUAUGGAGUUUCUGGUUAAAAGAGGUUGUGAUGCUGCUGAAGCCAAAGAGUGGGACACUUUUAGAGCUAUCCUGGCUCUAAGUAUCUAUGGUAUUGUGAUGUUCGCAAAUGUACCUGACUUUGUUGAUAUGAAUGCCAUCCACAUAUUCAUUCUGCAGAACCCCAUUCCUACGCUUCUGGGGGAUGUUUUUCAUUCCGUUCAUCAUCGUAAUGAGCAGAAAGGAGGUUUGGUUAGAUUCUGUGCUCCGCUGCUAUACCGUUGGUUCAGAUCACAUUUGCCGGAACGUGGAGCUUUUGUUGAUAAUAGGUACACAUCCAGAUGGGCUGAUAGAAUCAUGGGGCUUAGAGCUAAGGACAUUGUCUGGUACAACCGAUCCUUGGACCAUAUGGAAGUUGUUAUGAGUUGUGGGAAGUUCAAGAAUGUGCCUCUCAUGGGCAUCAGAGGUGGGAUCAAUUACAAUCCUAUCCUGGCUAGAAGAACAUAUGGAUACGCUUUCAUUAGUCCUCCUGAACAAGCAGAGAUUGCUGAGAAUAUUUAUUAUCAUUCAGCCACCAAUGUUGGGCAAAUGGCGGAAGCUGCGCAAGCCUGGAAGAAUAUUUGCUGGAGAGAUAAGAAGUAUUUUGGUCAAAGAGACUGUGCGACUUAUAAAGACUAUACUGAGUGGGUUGAAGUUGUGGCCAACACCCAAGGGAUGCCCUUCCCUCCAAAAGAUCCUUUGUAUCCUCCUGCUGGUGUACAACCCGACAUUGUCUCCAUGCCUUGUUAUAAUCAGACUGUGGAGCAGAAUCGGAAAUUGACUGAACAAAUGGAGACGAUGCAGGUUAAGAUGAAUACUGAUAGGCAAGAGAAGCUUUCUGCCCUUCAUAAGCUGAAAAUGAGAGAGAUAGAGCUUGAAGAAUUGUAUGCUAGAGGAAGUACUUCUCAGAAAAGGUCAAGGGUGACCAUGGACUCUAAAUCUGCUAAAUCUCAAGAGAGGGAGAUCAAAGAGCAUUAUGAGGAUCAGUUGGCGGAAUUGACAAAGAGGCUCCAAAUCCAAACUGAUAUAGCCAAAUCAGAGAAAGCCCGUCGAAAGAAAGCAGACAAGCUCCUUCUGGAACGUCAGGCAAAGAUUGAGGGGUGUUAUGAAGAGAUUCGCAAGUUGAAGGGUCGAAUGGAGGAAAAGGGCCAAAGUGAUACUCAAGCUCAAGAGGAGGCCAGAGGUUGGGAAUUGAGAAGCCGUUACUUGGAGACCAUGCAUUUCAGGAAGGACCUAUUGAUUCAAGAAGUUGUUAAAAGACCAACCCAUGCUGAGACCAAAAAGCUGUUUGAAGAAAUGAAAGCUUGGAGCUAUAAGAACAUUGGAGAUAGCCCACUUCGUCAUUUGGACAUGGGAGAUCCUGCUUAG